CACUCCGGACCGAACGCCUCGCCGUCGCGACGCUUCCGAAAAUUCUUACGUAAAGAAAUCCGGACGAUCGAAGUGUGUUUGUUUUUUUUAUUUAAAUAUCUAUCACAAAAAAUAAAUUUGAUCACCUAUGAUUGCAGUGAUAAAUUGAAGAUAAAAAAUAAAAUAUGACGCCCGAAACGCCUUCUAGUUCUGGAAGUGAUACAUCGAAACCAGGGGGAUGCAAGUCUGAAGAGCGUCUGAUGGUUGCUGUUCGUAUAAGACCUAUGAAGCCGGAUGAACCAACUAAAGUUUUGUACGCGUUGAACAAAAAGACAAUUGUAUUAGAAGAUAUAGACAAAUCGGAUGUCAUUCGACAAAAGAAAGGCGUAGAAAGGCAAUAUUUGUAUGAUGUGGUAUUUGGUGAAGAUUCUACACAAGAAGAAGUUUACAAAGUUACCACAAAAACUUUAAUAACUGAUAUACUUAAUGGAUACAAUGGCACAGUAUUCGCGUAUGGAGCAACAGGAGCAGGUAAAACCCACACUAUGGUAGGCACCAGAUCUGAACCGGGCAUCAUGAUUAGAGCCCUUAAUGAUCUUUUCGAAGCUGUUAAAGGCAAAGAAGAGGAGUACUCUGUAAUCAUGUCGUACUUGGAGAUCUACAACGAACAAAUCAGAGAUCUGCUGAAUCCUUCGUCGGGAUUCUUGGAGCUCCGCGAGGAUUCCAAAGGGAAGAAUAUCAACGUUGCAGGACUUUCUGAAAUUUCUACCACAAGCACAGAUGAAAUAAUGCAACUGCUUCACAAAGGCAAUAAGGCGCGUACGAUGGAGCCGACGGCGAUGAAUCAAACCUCUUCGAGGAGCCAUGCUUUGCUCAGCGUUACCGUCCGGCAUUCGGUGCCGGUGGAUAAAAAGGACCAUUUGAAAAUUCGCGUGAAGCAAGGCAGAUUGUUCAUGAUCGAUUUGGCGGGUUCCGAACGGGCGAAUAAGACCAAAAACAGCGGUAAAAGGUUGCAGGAAGGGGCUCACAUCAACAGAUCGCUGUUGGCCCUCGGUAACUGUAUCAACGCUUUGAGCGGAGGAGCUAGGUACGUCAAUUACCGAGAUUCGAAAUUAACGCGACUGCUCAAAGAGGCGUUGAGCGGCAAUUGCAAGACGGUGAUGAUAGCGCACGUUUCCCCGUCUUCCACGCAAAAAGACGAGUCUCGCAACACUCUAAUCUACGCGGAACGGGCCAACAACAUCACCAAUAAAAUCGAGCGCAACGUCCUGGACGUGUCCUACCACGUCACCCAAUACCAGACCGUCAUCACCGAGCUGAGGGACGAGAUAUCGCGGCUGCAGCACAAAAUGAAGGAGGAACGACCGCGGUCGGCCGACGUGAGGAAGCUCAACUCGGAGGAGAGGCGAAAGGAGGUGCAGGAAUUGCGCGAGCAAAUCGUCGAGACGUUCAAAACGCAAAUGAAGCUCAGACGGAAGCUGAUGGAGAUCGAUUCGCAUCUGCUGAGCUUGGGCAUGGAGUCCGAGCGGCAGCACAUGAUCAUAUCACAUUGGGAAUCCAGGAACAAUAAGUUGUAUAAGAAUAGCUUGAAUGAGUCCAGGGCCAGGACGCAGCAAAGUAUGAGAAGGAGAACUUACACGGCGGAUGGUUUCCGAUCGGCCGGAUACGAGCAAGAGGAAGUGUACGAUACCGAUAACGAGGAGGGAGAAACUGCCAUUCAGCAGGCCUGGUUAGAAUUGACGGAUAUCGAGCGCGAGCAAGAUCGUUGGUCCGAGCUGAGGACUCACAUAGAACAGAAACUGGAAGCUUGCAGGCAACGUGGUGUCUCCUUAGAGGAUAAACUUCCGACUCUGCUUUCGUCUGACGACGAACGGGAGAUAUUGGCGUUGAUGUGUAGAGUUCACGAAUUGGAGGCCGAUAAAAUGGCAUUGCAGUCGGAGAGGCUCGUUAGACAGCACGAGCUAAGAAGGAGAGAUUUGCUCAUUUUGCGAUACGACAGGCAAAGGCAGCUAUCCGAAGAAAUCAUAACCAGACAAAGGCAAAUAAUGGAAGAAAAGAAACUGUCGUUGCCUCAGGAUUUGCAAGAGUUGUAUCAAUUGUAUCAGCAGGAAAUACACGCUUCUACUUAUACUGAUUUCGGCAUCACCCAAACUGCUUCUUCAUUAACACCUGAUGUAUUGCCGCCUAUAAGUAGAACGCGAAUUUUGACCACUGAACUGAGCAGUAGCGAUUUGAGUGCAGUUUCACCGCCUUCUUCUGCUGAAUCAGGGGAUUCCAGUGUAGAUCGUGUUAUGGGCCACCCUAUUUCCAGGCACGGUUUCAGUAAAUUACCACCUGUACCUCCUAGCCCGCCUGUUAGACCGAAGAAAAGCGGUUUAAGCUCAGUAAGGAGAAGUCAUAGCGAUAUGCGGCUGAAUAGUACGGAAGAAAUGUAACAAAAUGUAAAGUUGAUUGUUAAUUAUUACAAAUUGUAUAUUUUACUUGUAUGAUAAAUCAA
Molecule: messenger RNA, 2476 nt
Organism: Phyllotreta striolata
Lineage: Eukaryota; Metazoa; Arthropoda; Insecta; Coleoptera; Chrysomelidae
Source: the annotation of a GenBank genome assembly